CUCUAUUCCGGCCGGAGGGACCAGACACACCGAGUAUUUAUUAAUAGAGAUUAAACUCCGCGUCGUGUCGUGCCGUGUGCAAGAGCUCUCCCGCGCAGGACGCACGCCGCUAGGGCAGUCUGACUCAGACCGUGGUCCAGAAGACGAUUUCCACCGAAAUAAACACGAAACUCGUGUCUAGAGAAAGAAGGAAAGAAAGAAAGAAAGAAAGAAAGAAAGGAGGAAGAGAGAAAGAGAGAGGAAACGGUAGUAGAAUACUCCUCUCCGUUAAGUAACAACAGAUAAGAAACCCUUUGGGAAAAGCGUGUAUACCCAAAGCGGAUUACGAUAAACUUCGAGUGCUUUUGACAUUUUCGAAUCAGUGUUAAAGUAUUCGCCUUUCUAUCUUUCUCUCUUUUUUAUUCUUAGUAAACGGAUAAAAGAUAUUGUUAAAAAACGUUCUUGACGUUUUUAUUUCUUUACGUGCUUUAUUUUAUAUCUACUUUGGAAGUGUGUGUAUAGAUAGUGUGUACACAUAUAGAUAUUCAUUAUGAGUUAAGUUUCUAUAUGUGCACGUUUUUAGUGCGGGUUUAGUGCGCGUUUAGUGCGUAGACCAAAGACGACUUACUGCACUGUGACGGAUACGCCGGCUGCACCCACGCACUAAACGGAUACGAGAAUUUUGUCUAAUGGACGUCGUUUAAAUCAAACGUUCGGUAUCUCCUCGCCUGGAGAUCGCGGAGCACCGUAGUGCGUUUAACGCAUGGAUCGACUUUUUUAACUCUGAUAAACGUCUCCUAGAAACAGCCUCCGAUACUUAAGGAGUUAAGGGACUACUGGAAUUUUGAAGUUCGCCAGAUGUUUCUCCUUCGAGUUCUAUAGAACAAAUAGUAUAAAGUAAGUAUAAGGAAAGAGUGAAGUGUAAUGUUACAAUGUUACUUCGGUCUUUGAGCGAACUUCCGUGUAUGAAGUGGAACACGAUGUAAAAAAUAAAAGAAAAAACGAGAACGAGAAACAGAGAGAUAGGGAAAAAGUGCAAAACAGUAUUUGAAAAACCGCGUUUUGGCACAGACUUUGAUGUCGUGUAGCGACAGAGCAUAAAGGAAACGUGACGAGUGUAACCCGAUGUGAUGUACGCUAGUGAGAAAAGUAUCGCUAUGCUGUAAAAGUGCUAGAACGACAAAACCGCAAAGAUUGACAAAUGAUGAUAGUGCUUCUGCUGUGCGUCAUCAUGAAGAUAGCAGAAUUCUCUGCUGGUCGCGUGAGUCCGUCACUUCAACCAUCGCGACGUCGACAACGGUCACGAAAAAGACCACCGCCAUCACCACCGUUGCAACAACAACAUGAACAACAACAAUCACCCUCCUUAUCCUGUCACAAACGACAGGAUUGGAAUUAUUAUCGAGUUCCAUGCGAUAAAUGCAUGUACUUUCUCCAAAGACAAUGUGCAGGCAAAGGAGCUGCAGUCAUGGAAGAUCCGCAAACACCAGGAUCGGAUUGCAAUUCCAAUCCUGCAACAGAUUCUAUGCAGCAGGACCUUAUUGGUUCAGACUUUAUACAAGACAAUGUGGAGUAUCAGUGGUGUACAGAUUAUGGAUACAGAGAUGGAGGAUUACAUGUCCAUCCAAGUGUUCUGUCUUCGCUCUCUGCAUCAUAUUCUCGGGAAGAUGUGGGUUAUUAUGAUGACUUGUCUCGUAAUUUGGAUGCUAAUUUAGCAGAAAUUGAUAUGGAAAGUUUUCGUAGUGCAGACAUCCACACUCUUCUUACCGCUUUACCAGUUAUGUGUACUGAUCCAGUCCAACAUUCAGAGUUUAACUAUCAAAGGGAACGUUAUGCCAGCAUAUCUGGCUCCGUCAUGGAAAAACUUGACAUCGGUUCUUCAAUCAGCCCACACACCAGCAGCCAGGGAGAAGAAUCUGCUUGUUCAACAACUGAUACAAUGUCUAUAUGCAAAUCAUCAUUAUUAUUCUCUCCUGUGAAAGAAACACCUGUGCUACCACCAGCAGGUAGUUACAGUGUAGAUUCAUUGGACUGUGAAGAUAUGCUGUUAACUUGUCAAGCAAAUAAUAAAAAUAAUUAUACUAUUGCUUUUGAAGGUAGUAUUACAAUGUACUCUGAUAGUUCUCCAGAUUUUGAAAAUCAAGAAAAACCAGAAACAUACGAAGUACCAGAAACUUAUUACAAAAAAAAGGGGGUGCGAAGAAAUAUAUUAGAUUCGUCGAUGGUGUGUUCUGAUUCUAAAAUAUACACUACUUGGAGUAAUUUAAAACAUUCUUCCAUGAACAAGGUUAUAACUCGACAUCCUUCGGGCAAUAACAAUACCAUUCCAAAUUUUUUACAUGGAACAGGAAAUACAACUAUAUCUAUGAAUAAAAGGAGUCAAAGCCUACCAGAUCUUACACGAAUUCAAGAAUCACCUGCUAAUAUUCAUCUAAACUUUUCUGUUGAUUCUGCUGAAUCAAAUAACCAUCCAUUACAAUCACACAAUUCAGGCUCCGCAAUGAGCCGAUCUGUAAAUGAAGAAAAUUCCGAUGGUAGCGGAAAUAUUUCUUCUGGGAAAAAGUUACAAAACUUAAGCCUAGUAAAAUUGUUUAUGAAGCAAAAGAGUAUGAGCGCUGAAGGAAUGAGUCUUACUUUGGAUCAAUCUGACUCUAUCAGUGAUAGUGGUUGGCCUACAAGCAAUAGUGCUAGUGAUAGUGGAACUAAUACGAAUACACAAAUACAGCGACAAAAUAUAAAUACAUGUACUCGUCCACUUCCUGAGAAAGAUUUUUCUAUAAAUUGGGUUCGUAGCGAUUGUUAUAAUAAUAAAGAAGUAGAAAGUCAAAAAGAUAAGUUUGCUGACAUUCCAAACAAUUUUACAAACAAUAAGGAAAAUAAGGAUGACAUGAUUUCAUCUGCCUCGGUCGAAGAAUUGUCGGAAAGCAUAACUAAAUCAGAACUCGUACAUGACAGUGAUAUCGAACAAAUAGAUUUUGAAGUUUCACAGGAUGACUUGGAAUGCCAUACAAAAAAUUUACGAGUUUUUCAGACGGAAAAUAAAUCUGUAAUAUCUAAAACAACAGGAAUUCAAGCAAUGGUCGAAACAGAAGAUAACGAAGUGCAAACGUCACUAAUUUACAAAGUACCUGCAGAAAAAGAUAGCCCUUCUAUACGGGAAACGAUAGUUAAUAAAAGGCCUGUUUAUGUUAUAUAUCCUAAUUAUACGUUACCAGAUCUUUCAUUUCUUAAUAUUAAAGAUACGAAAUUGGACAAUGUUGCAUUAAAGCCUCAAUGUUAUGAUAAAAGUAAACCAGGAUGGAAACAUUCAAAUAGAUGUAACAGACCAUUCUCUUGUAACGAUAUCGAUGCGCUUAAACAACGUGGAUUUUCACACGUUAAGGAUUGGGAGUCGCUAACAUUCCUUUUACCUACUGAAUAUAAAAAAAUAUUACAUGAUGUGCCAGAAGUUUCAGAGCAUAUCAAUAUCAAUGAACAAACUAAAAAACCAUUGUUUUGUUUAUCUCCUCCAAUGCGACAUAAAACAAGACCAAUAAGUGAACUUAUACCAAAUAAUACUUCCUCAACUAGUAGUACUGCUACACAACCAUCUUCUGGGUAUCGAGGCUCAUCUACUAUCUUGACGGAUUCCUCUACAAACCAGCAACUACUUUCUAAUAACGUAGCUAAUCCAUUAUACCUGUAUCGCUAUGAUAGCAUUAGUUCUGAAGCAAGUUUAGUCAGCAAUGAUAAGAAAAUGCAUAGGGCUGUUAAUCAAGCAAAGCAGACCUAUCCUAACUUACCUAAACGAUCCAUUUCAUUACCUUAUGGAGAUAGAGAGUCUGAUUGCUGCAAUGGCAAAGUACCACCAAGACCUCCUUUACCAAGAAGUAUCUUAAGAAAGAAUAAAGUUCCCACAAGUAAGAGAUACAGUAUGUUUGAAAUGGGAGGAGUGGAAGAGGUAGAAGAUCAAUGUCCUGAACCAAAUAAAAGAAUGUCAUUACAAGAACCAUAUUAUAUGAAUAAUGAUUUACAACUAUUAUGUCGCGGAAGAAUUAUUGAUUCAGAAAAAGACGUUGACGAGACAGAGGAAAAAUGUAAUACAGAGAGACUGAACGAAGUUGUUAAUAAUACAAACGUAGAUUAUGAAACUUCUCAAAAUAGCGAAGAUGAUGUGAAGCAAUUAGAAGAAUUUUUAAAACGUAGUGGUUUAUCGUCAGAAAGUAGCGAAGGAGAUAAUGAAGAUCCCGAAGUUAAAUUGAGAUCGUACGUGAGAAAAUUUUUAGCUCUUAGAAUGAACAAGGAUGUAGUCAAAAAUAUUGAUAUGGCUGAAUCACAAAAAAAGACUGUCAGUUUUGCUUUACACGAAAGAAAACGAUACUCGGACGAAAAGCCAAAUAAUUUAAAUGCUCCAACUAAUGAGCACAACAAAGAUAGAUGCUUUCAAGAUCCAAAUAAAGAAAUUAAUCCUGAAAACAAAGUGGAUUUAGAAGAAAAAAGAAAUAUGAUAUCAUCCACGAGCAAAGCUGUUGAUUUAUUACUCAAAUAUUGGAAUGCUGAACCUACUAAUGGUCGACAGAAUUAUAAUGAUAAAAAUGAAUGUGCACAACUUUGUUUAAGUAAUCUCUGUCCAGCUUUGUAUGCUAUAAUGUCAGAUGGUCUAAAACCACAUUUGCAAUCUACUUUUGGUCCAAUAGCAAACAGUGUAUGGCAAGUUGUUGAAGCUUCUGCUCAGCAAGGACCCCUUACAAAAACAUUGAACGAGUUAGUCCAAAAGAUUAAUGGCGAAGAUAUUAUUACUGAGGGAAUGCUUAAAUUUCAUGCAUUUGUAUUUGGUCUGUUAAAUUUGAGGGCUUUGGAUGCUUGGUUUGCAUAUUUAUGUACAAGAGAAUCGAUUUUACGGAGACAUUAUAACAGUAAUAGUUUAUUUACCGGAGCAUUAGGAAAUACCGACGUUCGAGAAGUUGUUGAUAGUUUAUUAGAUAUUUUACAUCCUCUAGCAUUUUGCCCAUUUCAGCUUGAUCUUUUAUACCAAUAUCGACAAUUACAUAACAGUUUUGGUAAUAUGAAUAAUUAUAAUAUAAAUGGACUAAAUUUUAGAAAUGUUGACUUACUUCAAAAAGAUCAUCAUUUUGAAAAAGCAGACAAUUGUGGAACUGUAUUAAGUCCAAGGAAAAUUCGUCCGCGGUCUUGUGUUAAUGUUUAUAAUGAUUAUGACGAUAAAUCUAACGUUGCACAUAAAACUGAUCUUGAAAAUGUUGUAAAAAAACGUUUUAGCAACACUGUCGGGACAAAAGUAUUGCAUGGUUUAGAAAAAUUAGCUUCUGAAGAUUCCGAAGAUUAUACUGAUAGCCUUGAACAUUCUCCAUUGAAUAGAGGAGCAACAAAACAAACGAUUCCUACUAAAUCAUUAAGUCCAGAUUCUAAAAUGGAUGAUGAAGAUACGAUUACCGGAGAAGCUAAAUUUAGAAAACUACAAGAGAAAUGGGAAUUGAUGGUUGGAAAAGAAGAAACUGGGAAAAACCAAUCGGGACCGACAUUACCCUUGUCGCCUAUGCGAACACCUGCAAAUUUGGGAAAAUCAAAAAUACCACGACUUUUAACAUCACCUAUUAAACAGCCAAAUGUAGCAAUAGGAUCUGUAAAAACUGUUAAGUCUCCUAUCUCUGGAAUACCUUCUUUGAAAAAACCGGUUACAUUGUCAACUACCAAAACAGUAUUAAUGAAACCAAUAGAAACAAGGGGGAAAGGUAUACAAGAAACUCGACGUACGAGUCGUGUAGAUCAAGACGUAGUCGGAACAUCGCGGGCUCAUUUGUCACGACCUAGCUCUUUACCUUAUAAAUCCUAUGGAGUUAUGUCGAAAGAGAAGAAUCUCCUAUCUCCUCAAAGACGAGCUGCUUCCACAUCUCUACCAAGGCCAAAUACAGUUACACGAAAUCCUCCGAGGAAACAACCGCUAAAAGAGGUUCGCACAGUUACAAAUAGGGUACCAUCGAGUAAUGGGCAUCUCUCAUUUGCAGAAGGUGAAAGAUUGAAAGUUAUAUUAGAAAUUGAUAAUAAAUGGUUAUUGUGUGCAAGAGGUGAUAGAAAAGGUUUGGUUCCAAGAAUGUGUGUGCAUACUAUUCAGACUUAGCCCUUCUAUUGAUAUUAAUGAGAUUCUUGAGUAAAUUGAUUAAGAAGUGAAAGUGAUGUGCUUUGAACGAAUGCAAAAAAGAUUAAUUAAAUGGUGUCGUAUGUACAGUGUAUUAAAGAAAAGGCAUAGUAUAUGAUUUUGAAAUUAUAAUUUAGUGAUGUUGCUUGCGAAGUCACUGUUUAAAGCUUCGUUUGCAUAGAUUCGUGAUAGUAUUACCACUCAUAAUGCCAUUGACAAACCAGCCCGACCGCUUUUCAUUUCUGGUCUGGCCAGCGCAGCGACUUCUGGACCCUUGCGAAAAGCUUCGCAUUUUCACAAUAUUGACGGCCGCCAUGGUCAACUCUUUACGUUUGUCUACCCAUUUUCGAUCUGAUCCCUGCUGGGACUUGCGCACCCCCAGACCUCCCUUAGUUUUAUCAUUAUGCUAAUUAUUACGCAUUACCAUUACAUUCAUAUUACUAAUUUUGCAUAAUAGCUACACUUGUUUUACUUGUUUCGCUUUUAUGCAUUAGGCACGACCGCUACUAUACACAAUAUUUUAAUGUUAAAAUAUUUCAAUUAAAUUAAUGAUUGAAAAUUAUUUUAAGAAUUGAACAAUUUAUUUAAAAUUUUAGGUAGAAUUUUAUGUUAUAAUAGAUAAAGGAUAGAAUUCUAAUUCUAUCAAAAAUUUUUCUUUUUGAUGACUAUAUAAAGACACUCCCUGAUGGUGGUAGUGGUCGUGACUAAAAAAUAUUAGAGGUACUGCUAGUCAUAAGCUUUUAAAACCUCAUUAUAUUUAAAUGAACAUAUACCUAUUUAUAACUAAAAUGUACAUAUAUACAGUAAUAUGAUGAUAAAGACACAACGGUCAUAUAUAAUAUAAUAACUUAUAAUAUUAUGAAUGUAACUGUGAUCAUAGCAAAUAGGUGCAUAAGUUGAUUGAUGCGAAUGUGCGAAAAAACUUCGUUUGAUUUUUUAUGUAAUUUUAAUAUUUCAAUCACGUCCAAUCUUCAUAAAACAUCAAUAUAUCGGUUUUAUUUAGCAUAUAAAUUAUUACCAUGUCGUGCGCUUAUGAAUCGCAAUAAUCACAUUUUUUUACUUGCUUCAUGUAUUUCUUAGUAUGUGACAGCAUACAGUGUAUUCAAAUAAAAUCUAUUAUAAUGACAUAUAUAUCACUGUACAUUUCUUUGCGCAGUGAUACGUUCCCUAUAGCAUAUUUUAAAAGUAUGAUAAAUAUUAAUAUAAAUAGAGAGCAAUGAUAAUAAAUAUUAAAAAAAAUAAGAACUAUUAUAUAAAUUCCACUACCGAAGGAAUUACAAUUUUUGCAGAAAUGGUAUAACAUUCUUGAAUAUUGUUAUGUUUUGUAUUUUUUGUCAUCAUAUAAAAUUGAUAUGCCCUAAUAGAAUAUAUUAAAAAUUUUGUUCGUGAAUAAAACAAUAUUAUGAGUACUGUACCUUUACAUUUUACAAAGAGAUAAAACAAGUUGCUUGAAACAUAUCUGCCUCACACCAUUUUAACAGCAUUAUUCGUAAAUAAUAAACUGUGUAUGUUUGUAUAUGUAUAUAUAAAUAAAAUAUCCAUGUUUAUAAUAUUA
Molecule: messenger RNA, 7667 nt
Organism: Vespula pensylvanica (western yellowjacket)
Lineage: Eukaryota; Metazoa; Arthropoda; Insecta; Hymenoptera; Vespidae
Exons: 14
Coding region: 1181-6094 (1637 amino acids)
Cellular component (GO): cytoplasmic vesicle
Molecular function (GO): protein binding
Source: RefSeq, a predicted model, not a curated record